This is a messenger RNA of Pantherophis guttatus, 1378 nucleotides long. The record is from RefSeq and is a predicted model, not a curated record. Lineage: Eukaryota; Metazoa; Chordata; Lepidosauria; Squamata; Colubridae.
AGACAACAGUCUAAAAGUGGCUGGGGAAAGACUUUAUUUCCAUAAAUUUUAUUUUGAUAAAAUUGGUUUGGGAGUUUCUACAGGGAAGAAACUGAACCAGGAACACCGCACCAUAAAAAGGAGCAUUCAAAAAAUAACUGUAUUUUCUUGCAUUUUGAGCAGCUAUUGCUAUGAUGUUAUGGAGUAUAAUUUACCAACAUCUUCAGCCUUCCUUCUUUUCUUCUUUCUCUUUUUCCUUCUUAUUACUCUGCAUCAGAGCAGAGCAAAUACUGCUCACGCAGAAACCAACCUGGAUAUCAGGGCAACUUGGAGACCAGAUUGAAAUGAAUUGCUACCAGAACAACACAGAUCACAACUGGAUGUACUGGUAUCGGCAAACAGCAGCAAAGCAGCAGUUGGAAUUGAUUGGUUACAUAAGUAUGGGAGCACCAAAAGCCACUAUGGAAGAUGAAUUUGAAGAUCGAGGAUUUACGAUUCAACGGACGCAUGGUAAACACUGUUCAUUGCAAAUCAACAAAAUGAGCUCUGAAGAUGCUGCCGUUUAUUUCUGUGCUUCUAGCUUUACUGUGUCAAACUCAUUGCUGUACUUUGGCCAGGGAACCAGACUGACAGUGCUAGAAAUCAUUUCCAUUUAUGAAGUCCUGGCCACUAGAGAAAACAAUGGUUUGAGAAAAAUUACUGAUGGGACAGACAUGUUGUGUGUCUCUGACAAGCUCUAUUUUGGACAAGGAACUCGGCUGACAGUGCUAGAAAAGGGACACAUUCUCACACCCCCAAGUGUGACCAUAUUUUCUCCAUCCAAAAGAGAAUUGGAAAAAAAGCAGAAAGCUACAAUUGUGUGUUUGGCCACUGAUUUCUAUCCAGAUCACGUCAUUCUUACAUGGUAUCUAAAUAACAAGUCUAUAACAGAUGGAAUAAAGACAGAGGAGCCCAAAUAUGAAAAUAAGAAAUAUUCACUGAUCAGCCGUUUAAGAAUCACUGAGAACCAGUGGCAGAAUUCAAAAAAUAAUUUCAAGUGCAAAGUCGAUUUCUACAAUUCUUCUGAAAGCACCAGUUACGAAGCUUCCAUAAUUGGAGAAGAAUGUGAUAGCCAGACCUCCACAAAUGAAUUGUAUCUCAGACAAGCCAAUCUUGGAAAACUGGUGUAUAUUCUUCUCAUUUUCAAGAGUGCCUUGUAUGGGGCAUUUAUAAUGCAUUUGAAAAUAAGAAAAAAGUCCUGUGGCAGUUGAUACAACAGAAGCCUUUUACCCGGGAACAUCAUAUCUGAGUUGAAUGAAUGCUGAAGAGAGAAGAAGAAUGAUUUUUGCCUUUAAAAGUCUGAAGUGACAUUCUGAUUCUUUUUUUUUUUUAAUAAAAAAUUUGGUUGUUCCCAACUUUA